GCGCGGCGAGGAGGCAGCGGGCGAGGAGGAAGCGGGGGGAGGCGGCGGGAGCUGCGAGUCCGCGGGCCGGGAGGACGCCAUGGGCCGCCUGCACUGCACGCAGGGCCCGGUGCCGGAGGCUGUGGGCGGCGACAUGCAGCAGCUGAACCAGCUGGGCGCGCAGCAGUUCUCAGCCCUGACAGAAGUGCUUUUUCACUUCCUAACUGAGCCUAAAGAGGUGGAAAGGUUUCUGGCUCAGCUCUCUGAAUUUGCCACCAUCAAUCAGAUCAGUGUUGGCCCCCUCAGAAGCAUCGUGAAAAGCUUCCUUCUGGUUCCAAAUGGUGCCUUGAAGAAGAGUCUCACAGCUGAGCAGGUCCGGGCUGAUUUCAUAACUCUGGGUCUUAGUGAAGAGAAAGCCACUUACUUUUCUGAAAAGUGGAAGCAGAAUGCCCCCACCCUUGCUCGAUGGGCCAUAGGUCAGACUCUGAUGAUUAACCAGCUUAUAGAUAUGGAGUGGAAAUUUGGAGUGACUUCUGGGAGCAGUGAACUGGAAAAAGUGGGAAGUAUUUUUUUACAAUUAAAGUUGGUGCUUAAGAAAGGAAAUCAGACUGAAAAUUUAUAUAUAGAGUUAACCUUGCCUCAGUUCUACAGCUUCCUGCAUGAGAUGGAGCGAGUCAGAACCAGCAUGGAGUGUUUCAGCUGAUUUCUGUCCCCCUGCAUCUCCACCUUUGCCCUCCCCUGCUGCCUCUGCUUCUGUGGGUGACUGCUCUGAGAAGCACCUCACUCACAGGCUGGUGGGGCACUGAUUUGGCCCUCCUUGCUUCUUGGGAGCCCAGGUGCAAAGGCUUCUGAAAAACAACAGGAUUAAGUACUUAAAGAGCCCUACACAAUUGUUCUGUAAACUCUUUGUUAAGGGAACCUCCACCACCUAUCACCCAGGACACUUGUUUGAUAUUCAAACAGGCUAGCAUCUCAGAUUCAGGGAGGAAAUAAGUGAGUUCCCUCCCCAUCAAAGUUCCAGAGUAAACAAAUGGUGCCAUCACUGAAGAUACAGGCUGAUCAUCCUGUAUUUCUAUUCUUUCUCCCUAAAAAAGCAAGGGCUUGUUUAUAGCUGAGGAAGAGGCUGGCUCUGAGAAUGACACGUUAGGAAUCCCCAACAGGAUUUUUACACACUGUGGUUUUGGUGAUGGUGCACUGCUAAUCCGUUUUUUGGUGUGUUUUUUUCUUUAUUGUUGGAAGUAUUACAUAUGUUGCUAAUCAGUUUUAAUAGGGCAACUAUGUACAGAUACAUGUUUGGCCUACUCUGAAAAGAACGGAGGCUAGACUGUCUUCAUUUCUGGUUUUGCCCUAUUGUGUUGUAAUGAAGCAGGCCUUUUUUGAGGCUGUUACAGCUGACCACUUUUGGUUCAAGCUGACCACCUUUGUUGGUUAGAUGAUUAAUAAAAAAGGUUCCAAAGAAAGAGUCUGCAUCCAGUUGUCUUUGUGUGUGGAGUAAAGAGUCCUCUGCCUUGCAGAGAGUUACUGAUCUGAUCUUCAAAAAUUACUUCCCUGGUUUUGGUGAAGGCCCUGGGUCUUCAGUGAAAUUAGCUGUGGUUCGAGGUUGGAAUUUGUAAGAGCAGUUCAGGGGAAACUUGGGUUAAAAACAUGAAAAGCGGAGCAUAUCACUGCUUUGUGUUGAGAUGACCUUAGCCACCACUCUAGCAUGUGACUUCCUCCUACCUCUCCCCUCAGAAAUUAAAAAAAAAAUUUUUUUUAAUUUUAUUUAUUUAUUGAUUUUUAAAAAAUAUAUUUUAUUGAUUUUUUACAGAGAGGAAGGGAGAGGGAUAGAGAGUUAGAAACAUCGAUCAGCUGCCUCCUGCACACCCCCUACUGGGGAUGUGCCCGCAACCAAGGUACAUGCCCUUUGACCGGAAUCGAACCCGGGACCUCUCAGUCCGAAGGCUGACGCUCUAUCCACGGAGCCAAACCGGUUUCGGCGUUACUGAUUGAAUUUAGGAGAGAGAGGAACAAUCAAUUUAUUGUUCUACUUAUUCAUGCAUUAAUUGGUUGAUUCUUGUAUGUGCCCUAACCAGGUAUUGAACCCACAGCCUUGGCAUAGCAGAAUGACACUCUAAUCAACUGAGCUACCCUGCCAGGCCAACAUUUUUUGAAUAGAUAAUAUAUACCCAUGACUCAAGAGAUACAGUGUAAAGUAAUUCCUUCUUACCCUCAUUUCCCAGUUACCUAGUUCCCCUCCCCAGCGGCAACUACUGUUAUUAGUUUAUUCUGUGUAUUUCUGUAAUGUCAUGCAUUUGCAAAAAUAUAUGCAUAGAGUUUGACUUUUCCUCCCACACAAAUGAUAUUGUACUAUAUGCAUACCUUGCUUUUUUCCACUUAACUUGGAAAUCAUUCCACAUCAGAACAGAGAGAGCAGCCUCAUUCCUUAUAACAAAUGUACCAUGUUUCUUCAAAUGAAUGGUUUAUUUAACCAGUU
This is a messenger RNA of Eptesicus fuscus (big brown bat), 2452 nucleotides long. It is a transcript of the gene COMMD7, whose product is annotated as COMM domain containing 7. Gene Ontology annotation, molecular function: NF-kappaB binding. Gene Ontology annotation, biological process: tumor necrosis factor-mediated signaling pathway; negative regulation of DNA-templated transcription. The record is from RefSeq and is a predicted model, not a curated record. The transcript has 9 exons. The coding region runs from base 80 to 682 and encodes 200 amino acids. Lineage: Eukaryota; Metazoa; Chordata; Mammalia; Chiroptera; Vespertilionidae.